AUGGCAGAGCUAGGCAGGGACUAUCAGCUUGUCGAGGACUGCGGCUCCUUCUCGCGACACAUAAAGGUCCAAACAGGAGAGCCUGUCAUUGCAAUUCACUAUCUUCUACCAGAUGGAUCCACACAGCCCGGUGACCGGAAGGCUAUGCAGGAUUUUAUACACUUGAUUAAGGCCGUGAGCUAUCUGGCGAUACCUGCUCCUAUUGGUACCGUUGAGACAGAUGACUAUUGCUAUCUCAUCUACAUCGACCACGGAUACAAAAAUCUGAUGGACGUUGUCUCUUCAGCUGCGAAGCAGCAUACCGUCAGCGAGGAUGCCUUUUGGGAGAUCUGUGGAGAGCUAGUGUCAACUUUACUUCAUCUGCGGACGUGCCUGGCACACUACGGCCUAUCUCUUUACCUUGAAAGUCUUGCUUCGACAAAUAUUGUACUAGAUGAAGACUACAAGCCCAGAAUUCUCAGUCUUACUUGUCUCAAAUGCAUUUCAGACAAACCUGAGCAUCUCUUCCCGCAUUAUAGAGAAGCAUACGGUGUGCCAUCUAUUGACCUCCCUCACUCUGUUUUAGAAUAUUGUGAACAUGUGUCUAUCAAGGAAUCAGAUACCUUUCUGCGUGGUUCCGAGCUUAAUGACUAUAUUGCGCGAUCCCUUGGGUCUCUUCUAUACUAUUUGACAACAGGGAUGGAGCUUAAGCUCCCUCUAUCAAAUACAGAUCAACUACAGUCCGUAAUUAUGAAUGCCAGCGGCGUAUCCUCGGAAAGGAAGGCACUCUUACUGGGGUUGUUGAGCAGCAACUCUAUUGAGCAGGAUCAUCCGUUGGACUUAUAUGAGGUAUAUUGCAUAUGUUGCCAGCAGAUAGAUAAGCAAUCAGUGAAGCAAAUGGACUCGAGACCAGGGCAUGAUUCUGCAUCGGAACCCAUAUCGAAGAUGCCAACGGGUACGAUGGACACCGUAGAAUCCUUGCAAAUAAAGAACGCUCAGCUUGAAGGAUAUACCUCUCAGAUAAUGAACGAGCUAAAAAGCAAAAUGCAAGAGGUGUCCGACUUACGCGCGCAACUUACAGAGGCUCUCAAGCAGGGGGAAGUGUUCGCCAAGCAGUUGCCCCUGUUUCAAAAAGAGAUAUCCGUGCUCAGGAAGAAACUUACAGAAAAGUCUGCUGGGCCACCAUCUCCGCGAAGAGACAGCUUGGAGGAAGAAAACGCUGCUCUAAGAGAAGAGCUCAGUAAAGCGUAUACAGAUCUGCAGAUGGAGGUCGCGGUAAGAGAGGAUCUUGAGCGGAAGCUUAAGGAUGUAGCACCAUUAGCUACACAUGCCGAACAUAAGGACGUCGAGCUUGAGGUUCUUCGAGAAAAAAUUGUUCUUCUUCAGAAGAAGAUUCAAGAAAGAGACGAUCUCAUUACCAGCCUCUAUACAAGCUUGCACUCCCUAGAGUCUAUUAAGCUACCUGUCAAAGCUCCAGAUCUCGUCCGGCCAAGUGUUCGCCCGGCUCUGGUUGUCGACACGCCUGGACCUUCGGCAACGGUUAACUCUGUAGACCAUAAUACGGUAGCGCAGCAAGGAGAGUCACCACAUGCACGCAGCGACGGGGAAGCUAGCAGUAUCAUCGGUAGUACUAGUAUCAGUGAUAGCCAUGGAACACGCAGACAACUCACAGAGAUUUCGGCAAUGAUGGCCACCAACCACUCACCGACGCCAGAUAUGGUGUCCCCAUCUAUAGAUGCACAGCUUUCAAGACUGAUAACUAAUUCCGUACAGCGCAUGCCUAUUUCAACCAAGAAAGAAGAGCGAGGAGAUGAGCUAAAUAUAAAGGAUCUUGAGCUGAACAAACCAGCAAGAGGGAUUGUAAGUGUACCCAACAGAUCCAAAAGUACAAGGAAUGUUCUAGACGAGCCAGGUCAGAAGGGAGACCUCAAAAAUCCCAAGCCGAGUGCCCCUGACCGAAUCUACUCUAAGAGUGCGAAGCGCCCUCGUGUCAAGACACCAUCGCCGAAGGUCGAUAAUCAUCAUUUUCUGAAGGCACGAUCUCCCACACGAGAGCAAGAGGUGACGGAGAAGCUUAUUGAGUGCAAACUUCCCAACCAGAUUAUCAGGCUGAAGUCCGAGCUCACCCCUGCCGAUCGCCUGAUGCAGAAGUUUGACUACAAUUCAGAGUACACUAUUAAGAGCGGUGAGAAGAACUAUACCCCACUUAUGGAGAUAAUAUGCAACACUAGGCAGCCGCGGGCAGCAGGGAGCAAAUCUGUCAUCAACUUCAAGAGCUAUGCUGGAUAUAUUGGCCAACAGAAUGACCAGGGCCUAACCGCCCUUAUGAUAGCCAGCAUGAAGAACAAUGAACAUGCAGUCAGGUUCCUGGUUAAGCAUGAGGCGAAUCUAUUAACUGUGGAAGGAUACAGUGCUCUCUACCUGGCCCUACUUUCCAAUCACGUCGGAAUUGCACGACUGCUACUGCCAUAUGAAGGGUUUGCAUAUGAGGAAGAUCAGCAAGAACUCGCAAAAGAUGGCAUGACACACCUCAUGGCGGCUGCUUCAUCGAAUGAUAUUAUAAAGACAUUCAUCUAUCUAGAUUCACAGAGAGGAAGACAAAAUGCUUCUGGAUACACAGCGCUGAUGCUGGCGGCAGAACGAGGAAAUGCAGAGAUAUGUCAGCUGCUGGUGUCAGAAGAGAAGUGUCUCAAGAAUAACGAAAUGGAGACUGCUCUCAUGCUUGCUUCCAGAAACGGACAUAAGAAUUGUGUGCGUAUCUUGGCCACAUCCGAGAAGGGUCUUCAAAAUAAAAAGGGCCAAACUGCUCUGAUGUUAGCAAGCAUUGCUGGGUACCACGAGCUGGUCAACAUCCUCAUCAAUUCAGAAGCAGGGAAAAAUGCGUAUGUCUUUGAUAAGGAGACAGGAUAUACUGCUUUAAUUUAUGCGAUAAAGCAUAAGCACAAGGAGUGUAUUGAGAAACUGGCUCAGAGAGAGGGCCGCAAGCCAGACAUGCGCGGAAACCUACCUCGUAUGUUCGCUUCCACCAAUGAUAUUUUGAAACUCUGCCAGCUGCUUGGGAUACAGUAG
Messenger RNA from Giardia duodenalis, 3048 nucleotides. Its product is annotated as Ankyrin repeat protein 1. Gene Ontology annotation, molecular function: protein binding. The transcript has a single exon. The record is from RefSeq and is a predicted model, not a curated record. NCBI's taxonomy places the organism in Eukaryota, Fornicata, Diplomonadida, Hexamitidae. The coding region runs from base 1 to 3048 and encodes 1015 amino acids.